UUUACAGCAUUUCAGUGAAGGCUCGGACGCCGUGCCCUCUUCUGCCAUGGGGUCCUCAUUUUCGGCGAGUACUGAGUUUUCUGCUCUUCCCCCCGCAGCUGCUUCCACACCUGUUUCCGCAAACCCACCCGCGAAAUCCGCUUUGCCGCCCCCCCACCCCCGGGACCCUGACUAUAGAAACUGCUGGAGUUGUCGCGUGCUGUCUGGCUGUUCACUCAUAGGGGCGGGCACCUACAUCUACUUUGCGUCCAGGCAGCCCAUGAAGCAAGGAAUCCCACCUGGCCCUGGCUCCGUAAUGCAGAUGGUCAUCGGCCUCGGUAUUGCCUGUUGGGGUGUCAUUGUUCUGGUAAACCCUAAAGAGAAGACCUCCUGAGUUGUUUGAAAAUACCAGCACUUCCUUGUCUCCCAUCACUGGCUGCGCGGCAGACAGAACAAGCAUUUGGGUUGGUGGAUAUUCUUUGCACACACGGCCAAGGAUGCACUUAACUAGAGGACAUACCGAGAAAACUGUGAAAAUAUGAGCUGUCGUUCUUUGGCCAUGGAUGCUUACGGUUAACCCCAUCUCAGGUUAUAAAGGGACAAAUAAAUUCCUUAGAAGCAAACAUAGUUCUCGGUCUUAUCCAGGGAGGUUUUGUGUAGUUCAAUUUGUACUUAAAGAUAAUGUUUUGAGAACAUAUUAAGAUGAGAUAAAUGAUAGGCCAAUAGCGAAAUAAACUAUUUUUAAAAAAAUAAUAAGUAGUUCUUUUAAUUUUUCUAAACGUAUCAACAGCUAUUGGCAACUUAGCCCUGAAUAGGUACAUGAAAGUUGUUCAUGCUUUCCAAAGGAUCUUCAAGUCCAUCACUGAAUGAGCGCUGCUGAUUUGUUAUUCCAUCUGUAAGCUUUGGACCUAGCAAUUGGUUUUGCUUUGGGGCUCAUGAGUUCAGUGAUGGAGCGAUUUUUUUUCUUCCUAGUUCUGUCUUUCACAACUGGAUUAGUUUCAGAGACACAGGAGUUCCUUUACACAUUAUUGUCAAUAUUUAGUAAAAGAUGUAAGUGACAAAAUAUUUGAAAAAAAUUCCAAAAGAAAAAUCUGUUGAUGGCUUUUCCAUUGGUAUUUAAAAUGGAUCUAUAAAGGCUUAAAAAAGUUAUAAGAGGAAUGUGUGCUUAUGGUCACUAAUACUUAGGCUUCUCUGUAAAUGUAUGUUUAGGUGGUUCGUACUAUUUUGAGCAAGUAAUAUUGUUCAGCUGGACCCUUUGUACAAGCUGGGAAACCCCAUCUACCUCCUUCCACCAAACCUACAUGCAACUGGGAAAACUGACACAGAAUGGCACCCAAAGCCCAGUCUACAUAUCUGGGAGCCAAUGCAACCUGCCUUUCUGACAUGGUCAGCCCACUCAAGUGCCCACCAAUGUGCCCAGCUUCUGACUAUACAUGGGCACAGCCCCAGCUCCUGGCUGACAUAUCAUCUCCUGAGGUCUGUAAAACCUUCCUGCCUUAGCCCUGACUGUAACUUCCUCAGCCCUGGUCAUGGGGACUAAAUCCACAGGGUGGGAGUGCCAAAUAAAUCUGCAUUUGUUUGCUUUUAAUCUGGUCUGAUCUGGCCUAUAUUUAUAUCAGCAAGAGAGAAAAAUCUGUAAUAAUUAUUACUUUAAUAUUUUUGAAUCCUAUACAUGAAUGUGAAUUAUUUUGAUCAUACCCCCCCAUUAUUCCUUCAACUGCUUAGCUACUUCUGGAUCCCUUCCUUUCAAUAAGUUCCCCUCUUGUAUUCUUUUGUAUUUUUCUUUAAUUAUACACUGAGUUUAGUUAGGAUUGCUUGUAUAAGUGUAGGUGAGAAUCUUAAAGUAAUGAAGUGAAUUUUGUUUUUUGGGUUUUUUGUUUGUUUCAGUUGCGUAUGGGCAAAUCUGGGACAUUUUCUUGAUUAAUGAUUGUGUGGGAAGGCCCAGCCCACUGUGGAUAGUACCACCCCUCAUAGGUAUUCCUGGAUAGUAUUAAAAAGCAGGCUGAGCAAGCUAAGGGAAGCAACCGCGUAAACAAUAUCCCAACGAUACGGUUUCAGUUCCUGCUUCCAGGUUCCUGCCCUGAGUUCUUAACCUUGGCUUCCCUGAUAAUGGACUGACCUCUAAACCAAAUAAACCCUUUUCUCCCCAA
Mastomys coucha (southern multimammate mouse) is the source of this 2129-nucleotide messenger RNA. It is a transcript of the gene Dmac1, whose product is annotated as distal membrane arm assembly complex 1. The transcript has 2 exons. Bases 47 to 373 code for a protein of 108 amino acids. The record is from RefSeq and is a predicted model, not a curated record. NCBI's taxonomy places the organism in Eukaryota, Metazoa, Chordata, Mammalia, Rodentia, Muridae.